This is a messenger RNA of Strongylocentrotus purpuratus (purple sea urchin), 6290 nucleotides long. Its product is annotated as fibropellin-1. Gene Ontology annotation, biological process: heterophilic cell-cell adhesion; Notch signaling pathway; establishment or maintenance of epithelial cell apical/basal polarity. The record is from RefSeq and is a predicted model, not a curated record. Gene Ontology annotation, molecular function: calcium ion binding; Notch binding. Gene Ontology annotation, cellular component: plasma membrane; protein-containing complex. NCBI's taxonomy places the organism in Eukaryota, Metazoa, Echinodermata, Echinoidea, Camarodonta, Strongylocentrotidae. The transcript has 22 exons. Bases 636 to 4316 code for a protein of 1226 amino acids.
AAAUAAAUGAAAUGUCAGGGGAGAGAAAUAAUAGAAGAAGUGAGAGGGUGAGAGAGGAGAAGAGAGGCAAACAGUUGUAGACUAGCACAAGAUAGAAGGUGUCGGAAACAAAAAGCAGAGAGAGGAAGAACGAGUGAACGAAAGGAGAGAGGAAGAGAGAAGGAGAGAUAGAGCUGAUCAUGCUUUUGGAAGAAGAACAGACAGAAAAGUGAGAGGUGACCGGGGAAUGAAAUCCUGAAUAAAGCUUUUGUCUUCCUGGCAGCGCAGACGACCCAAAACGCUGCUGGUAUAGCGGCACUGUAUACAUCCCUUUCACAACGCCGCUAUUGCAAGUAAACUGGUAGUCCCUCAACCAUUUCAUAGAGCCGCGUAUCACGUUUCUCUACCAGGAAGUUCAACGCAUCCACUCCCCCUUCGCUUUUUGAUAUACCACAGGCGUUCUGCCGGGGUGGUUCACUCAGCUUCAUAUCACUGCGGAUACCGUUUCGAAGACCACUGGUGUCCUAACCACCUUCUCGGCCAUUGAAGGAUUGCUAUACAUUACCGGAUACGUUGCACCUGUAACCAGUGGGAUUACACAUCAGGAGUGCUGACAACUUUACAAGGAUAGAACCACGGAUAGAAAGAGUACCAAUAUGCGGAUUUUAAGUGCUUUGGCGGUUUUGAUAUUUUUGGCAGCCGAAAGCCAUGGAUUUUACUACUGCAGUUUUGACGAAGAGGUCAACCCGACGUGUGGCUGGAAUCUGGACAUUGCAAAUAGUGACCAUCCAUGGGUCUUAAAGUAUGGACGCUCCCCUCAACCUCGAACUGGUCCACCUUCUGACCGAUCUGGAAACGGGAAGUACCUGCUGGCACAGUCGUCCACCGUCGGUCCAAAUUUAGAGCUCCUACCAGUUGGGCGUGGUCAGCGGUUCCGCCUCUCCAGCCCCUCCCUCGACACGGCCAACCGGCGUCUCCUCCUCCGCUUCCACUACUACAUGUGGGGCAAGCACAUCGGUGUUCUGAACGCCUUCGUGGUGGUGAGGGGUGAAAGGAAGAGCCCCAAACCAAUAUGGCGGCAGACCGGACCUCAGCAGGAUAUGUGGUUGGUCGGAGAGAUCAGGUUGCCUGUUAAUUCUACAGUAAAGGUCAUCUUCGAGAUGGUUAGCGGCAGAGGUUUAAUGGGUGACGUUGCGAUUGACGAUAUUUCUGUUUUAGAAUACGUGGUAGAUUGCACCUUUGAGGAUACCGUCUUCAGUAAAGACUGUAACUUCACUCAGGAGGGAAGCGAGAAUUUGAGCUGGAGUGUGAACAGCGGGAAGACCCCCACCAAACGGACCGGCCCAACCCGGGACCAUACACUCCAAAACUCCAAAGGGACGUACAUGUACCUGGAAGCAACGACCAGGACACCGGGACAAGCUGCCCUCAUCAGCCCCGUCUACAUCAAGGACGCCGGCCCGGCCUGCAAUGUCUCCUUUUUCUAUCAUAUGUACGGCGACCACAUAGGGUUUCUUAAAGCUUACGUGAAGACGUCGCCGAACUCGACCGACCUCGGCACGCUGCUAUGGCAGAAACAAGGCGAGCAGGAGAAAGAAUGGUUGGAGGGCGUCACCAACGUUGACAGAUUUGGAGGACGUUAUCAGAUAGUACUGGAAGGGGUACGAGGCCGUGGAACGUUUGGCGAUAUUGCCAUUGAUGACUUCAAACUGAUAGGACCCGGAUGCCUCAACCAAGAUUAUUAUGAUAUGAACCGUCCGGAUUUAUGUGCCGAUCAGCCAUGUCGAGGCCAUGGCGUAUGCACAAAUACGCUGGAUGGAUACUUCACAUGCAACUGUUCCGCCAACUGGACAGGUCAAAUUUGUGAUACUGAGGUAAAACCAGGUGCAUGCUCCAGCAGCCCUUGCUUGAACGAAGGGCAAUGUGUCGUCGUCAAUUAUACCGGCGACGCCAGCAAGACAGGGGGAAUACAGCCCCCUCCCCCGUUCUCCCCCGACGUGACUCCGGGACAGAACAUGACGCCUCCCAUCGGGAACCAAUCUGUAGCGUUCGGGAAUCAGACGGUACCUAGCGGGAACUGGUCGAUGUCCGGCGGUAACGAAACGAUUACUAGCGGCAACUGGUCAAAUCCGGUUAGAACCAAGGUUGAAGCGGUUACAGCGUUUACGUGCGUCUGCAUGAGUGGUUGGAGUGGGUCGCUUUGCGAUAAAGUUGACGUGACGUUUGAUCCAUGUCUGAACAACCCCUGCGCACAUGGAGGAACCUGCCGGCUGAAUGGCAGUCAGUACACAUGUGAAUGCCCCCCUCAAUGGAGAGGUGUCAAUUGCGAAGACGAUUUUAACGAGUGCGACGUCAGCGCAAACCAAACCAACCCCUGUGAAAACGGUGGUACGUGCAUCAAUGACGUGGAAGGGUUUAACUGUACCUGUCCCGACGGUUACUCCGGGGACAACUGCGAGAUCGCAUGUACCGACCAACACCGUAGCUGUGCCUUCUGGGCUGGAUCCCGUGAGUGUGAAAAGAACCCGAACUACAUGCUCGUGUACUGCGGGUUAAGCUGUGGAGUGUGCAAAGAUUUCGUUUGUCAGGAUAACGACCCCAGAUGUGAGGGAUGGGCUGCUGAAGGCGAAUGUGACCAAAACCCCUCCUGGAUGCUUGAACACUGUCAAAAGAGUUGUGUCGCUUGUAUCGACGACGAAUGUUUCUCAAGUCCUUGUUUAAAUGGAGGCUCGUGUACUGACGGAAAUAGCUCGUACACAUGCGCAUGUCUGCCUGGCUUCGAAGGAGAGGACUGUGAAAUAAACAUUGACGAGUGUUCUAGCGCCCCCUGUAUGAAUGGUGGAACCUGCGUGGAUGGGUUCAACAACGUAACUUGCAACUGUACUGAUGAUUAUGAAGGAAAUAUGUGUGAGCAUAGAGUUGACGAGUGCAGUGAAGCACCCUGUCUCAACGGGGCAACUUGUACAUUGACAGACACACACUUUAACUGUACAUGCGCGACAGGAUUUGAGGGAGAAACGUGUGAAAUAGAUAUCGAUGAAUGUACAGAUUCGACGUGUUCAAACGGGGGCACAUGUACCGAUCAACCGGGUUAUUUCGUUUGCAAUUGCACCCAAGAAUGGACGGGCGUAACGUGUGAACACGAUUUUAACGAGUGUCACAGCAACCCCUGUAUCAAUGGAGGCUCUUGUUUCCAUGGCAUCGGGCAAGCACUAUACUUUUGUAAUUGCCUGGAUGGAUGGGAAGGAACAAACUGCGAAGAAGAGAUCAACGAGUGCGCCGGCCUUCCCUGCCAAAAUGGAGCGACUUGUAUUGAUGCUUUCAACGCCUUCAGCUGCGCAUGCGUAUACGGGUGGUCCGGCACAACAUGCAAUAUCAAUAUUGACGAAUGUGCAAGUGCCCCAUGUGUUAACGGAGGGACGUGCAUUGACUACAUAAAUCGUUAUGACUGCCUGUGCGAAGUAGGACUUGGUGGUUUCAAUUGUGAAAUAGAUAUUGACGAAUGCCAAAGCGCUCCGUGUCACAAUGGAGGUACUUGCGUGGAUCAGCGAAACGGUCAUCUCUGUGAAUGUCCUAACGAGUGGACGGGAAGAUACUGCGGAAUCAGAAUUACGACCACAGCUCCAACGACCACUAUAACGACCACAACCAUUGUUACAACAACUGAGGACUGGGUACCCAGUGAGUUUGAAGAAUCCUCAUACGUGGAGAGCGAGAGCAGCGAGCAAGAGUCUACCCCGUAUCCAACAACCACAACAACAACAAGCAUUCCUACAACACAGAGAGCAACUACCACCAACACGCCACAAGUCACAACAACGGCGCCAACGACGACAGCAAGAACGACGCAGAGGAUCACAACGACGCCAGUGGUUACCACAACACCAACAACGACUAGACCACCAACAACGACAACACCCACAACAAGGCCGACCACGACAACUCCAGCGACAACGAAAGUGCCAACCACAACGAUAGUGCCAACGACAACGGACAGCAACAAGAUUCCAUUGGGUACAGUGGAAGCGCAGACGACAGUUAAAAAGGGCGGGAACCACAUUCCACGAGGGAGCGUGAAAAACAAAGGCGCGCAGACGGAAAACAAAAUCGUCAUACUGUCGACGGUGCUCGGGGGUCUCCUCCUCAUCGUUAUCGUCUGUGUUCUCCUCGUCAUCGUCGUCCGAAUGAGGAAAAACGCCGGUCUGGCGAACUACCAUCAAUUCACCAUGGAAGAACCCGAUAAGCCGGCGCAGUCUGAAUCACGCGGAUGGCAUGAACUUAAAUUCAGAUCUUUUGGGGAUAAUUACAAUCGCCUUGAUGACGGCGAUGCAAUAUAACACCUUUCUUUCUAGAUCGUCAGAAUUUUGUUAACAGUUAUCGAGGCAUUCCAUUCAGUUUGACGACUAGAUGUGGCUAUUGUACGCGUUUCGUUUAUUCUGAGGAUGAAAAAUCAUAAAUCAGUACCGAUGUUCAGAUUUUUAUUCUUGUUGAUUUCGCAAUAUUGUGUUGACGAAUUAGUAAUUUUUUAUUGAAUUUGUCUCAUUUGCCAGAGAUUCAAGCAACGUUUACUGAUUAUGAGCGCGUAUUUGGCUAAGUUAUUUGAAACAUUGUGUUACGAUUGACAAGUAGAGGUGAACUCAGUUAACACGACGUCAAAUUGUUUGUCCAAAUUGGACGUAUAUCCUCGAUUACCGCGUUUACCCAUCCCCUCCCUUGGUAUCCUGCAUUGUGACACCCAACUAAAUCCCAGAUAUGGCAUCUCACGUUUUAGAAUAUGGAAAAAACAUCCUUCUCCUUCCCCCCCCCCCCCCUCCUUGUCCUCCUCAUCAUCUUUACUCGUCCUCCUCCCCCUCUUCCUCCUAUUAGUACCUACAUUGUGGGGGCAAGAAUGGUGGAAAAGCAUUAAUGGGGAGCUGCAUGUAUUUUUUUUAAUGGAAAAGAUGGUCAAAAGGAAAGUUUUCCAAAAAAAAAUUGGAAGCACAAUAGGCUUGCUCCUCUAUCGGAAAAAGGUGGGGCGCACCCCAUCCCCCCUCCCCCCCCCCCGCAUUCUCCAGCGAUAUACUUAUAUUUAUUUGUAUACUACCCUUUCAGAUCCAUACCUGACCUGAGGUCAUCCUCUCUCUUGUGAUACAAAAAAAUGAAACUCGAAAUGAAGUCUUGAAACCCACUAUCAGCGCUAUUUAAUGAGUUGCAUUAUUAGAUUUUUGUUCCGGAGACGCCGCCCUAAUCCUCUUAUAAUUGGUCAUGUUGUGUUAAGGUAAUCGGACCGUACAAUUAUGAGCGCAUUUUGCAGAGCAAAACCGGAAAUCUGUCUAUUAGUUAAGUUACUGAGACAAUUACUAGUUUCAAGGAUAUUUUCAACAAUCUAAUCCUUCUUAUUUAUGAACUCUAGGACACGUGGAAGUCGGAAGGUGCAAACACUGCGAUCUCCGUUUAAUAGUUUGUCUAUUAAAAAUAUUACUGUAAAGUCUUCGAGCAAACUAUUGAUCAUGGCAUUUGAAUUGCACUUGUGUCCUGCAAUUCUUGCGAAGUAAAAUAGACCGCUUGAGUUACUUCGACAAUGAUUUAGUGUAGCUUCAGUCAUUAUUGUGUGGGGGGGUCUUACGAAGUGCAUAACAUGCAAGGGAGCGAUGCGACCGAGCCGCGUGUUUUGGGCGGCUCGUGCCAUCUUCUUUUUCUUUUUUCAUGUUCAUUUCUUUUUAGUGUGUGUUUUUAUUUUGUUAUUUUGUUUAUUAUAUUGACAUGAUUGGCGGACCGUUGUGCCCCACCCAUAGGCACUUUCUUGAUUGUGUCAAUUGUCUCCCGAGGGAAAGUUUAUAUGAAACUCUUAAUAUGAAUGUACAUGCUUGUAUGCAAUGUCUUUUUUUUUAACUCUUUAACUUUUUAACUCCUUACAUAAAGUGAUUUACAUGACUCACAAAAACAUAAUAACACAAAGUCAAAUAAAACUUAAACGAUUAUGAUUUUUAACAGUACUCAACAACCCCUUAAUAUAACUUGUCUAGAAUUAAACGGUAACAGUGCAUAUAAUAGUAAAUUAAUGUAUUUUAUGACGAAUUGUAAAUAUGAUAGUUUUAACCAUGAAAAAAAUAUGCAAUGCUUUUAAUAGGUGAGAAUAAAAAUUCGUAAAUGUACAGUAAAAACUUCACCUUAUUUCCCAUCCUACCCCGACCCCCUCUCUUUCUAUUUUUGAUAUAUUAUAUUGUGUCUUUUUCCAAGUCUAUAAGUAAAUAUGUAUGGCUGUUGAUGUUUUUAUAAUAUGUGAAUAUCUAAUAAAACAUAUUGUUGGACACACGAACAAGAUGAUCGAA